This is a messenger RNA of Mesoplodon densirostris (Blainville's beaked whale), 2744 nucleotides long. RefSeq names its product INO80 complex subunit E (gene INO80E). Gene Ontology annotation, biological process: chromatin remodeling. The record is from RefSeq and is a predicted model, not a curated record. Lineage: Eukaryota; Metazoa; Chordata; Mammalia; Artiodactyla; Ziphiidae. The transcript has 7 exons. Bases 814 to 1548 code for a protein of 244 amino acids. Gene Ontology annotation, cellular component: nucleus; Ino80 complex.
ACCCCGCCUCCAACCUCCGGUGCACCUGAGGUCCGGGCGGCCUUGGAAGAAGCUACGGGUGAACUCCUGCAUCUCAUUCUCCCGAGCCAUUUUGCUCCACCUGAUAUUGGCGGCUCCCGCCUUUUUUCUUCUCGGCCUCCGUCCACGCGUUUGACAGGAGCUUUCGCACGCGCAGUAUCGUGGCGCCGUGAGGUGGAGGACCGUUGAGUAUCCGUUACGGGCCGCUUGGACCCAGAACUUUACGAGACAAAACUUGCCUUCCCCGAGCAGUUGGAGAGUCUCGCGGUUCCUUCCUUUUCUUAGAACGAAUCUCUUUUGAAGGAGAAUUCUCGUUAGAAACCGAUUGGGAACCGGCUACACCUUUGGAUGUAACAAUCAACCCGCGACGCUGCCUCCGUUCGUGGUCACGGGCAGCAACUAGGCAUCUGUGAUUUUGAAAGACGGAAGGAAAAGGGCGUCCUCGCCAGGAGACUAGGAACCCCAGGAGGAAUGUCUUCUCGUGGCUUCAAAUCGCUAAGCACAUUUCGAAUCAGUAAGGGUGCCCUCCAGCGUCCGCCAUCUUUGUGACAUCAUCGCGUCGGCGCGGCGCCAUUUUUAGCGUAUCCCCUGGAAGCAACGUUCCUUUCCCGGUAUUCCCCAGGAGGGUUGCCGGUGUGGUUCCGAUCCCUGGGCGCGGGGCACGCCGGGAGUUGUAGUCCCAGCGGACACAGCCCUGCCGACUCUCCGGAAGUGGAGGUGGGAGAGGCCGGGCUGAGCCGGCUCGGGGUAGCCCGGCUCCCGGCCAGUGCUGGGGCGCUUCUCUCGGGGCGGGUCAUGAACGGGCCGGCUGACGGCGAAGUGGACUACAAGAAGAAAUACCGGAACCUGAAGCGGAAGCUCAAAUUCCUCAUCUACGAACACGAGUGCUUCCAGGAGGAGCUGAGGAAGGCGCAGAGGAAAUUGCUGAAGGUGUCCCGGGACAAGAGUUUCCUCCUAGACCGACUUCUGCAGUACGAGAACGUGGAUGAAGACUCUUCUGACUCAGAUGCCACUGCAUCUUCAGAUAACAGCGAGACAGAGGGGACACCCAAGUUGUCGGACACGCCAGUCCCUAAGAGGAAGAGAAGCCCUCCGCUGGGGGGUGCCCCCUCCCCCACCAGCCUCUCCCUGCCUCCUUCAACAGGGUUUCCCCUUCAGGCCUCUGGGGCCCCCUCCCCAUACCUGAGCUCGCUGGCUUCCCCCACCUACCCCCCAUUCCCUUCUGACUACCUGGCCCUGCAGCUGCCCGAGCCCAGCCCCCUGAGGCCCAAGCGGGAGAAACGGCCCCGCCUGCCCCGGAAACUCAAGAUGGCGGUAGGACCCCCCGACUGCCCCGUGGGAGGGCCGCUGACCUUCCCAGGCCGGGGUUCUGGGGCCGGCGUGGGGGCAGCCCUGGCCCCACUGCCCCCACCCAAGAUGCCUCCCCCUACGAUCCUGAGCGCCGUCCCUCGGCAGAUGUUCAGCGACGCGGGCAGCGGGGACGACGCCCUGGACGGGGAUGACGACCUGGUGAUCGACAUCCCGGAGUGAACCCCUCUGCCCGACCCCCUGCCCAGCGCCCUCUGUGUCAGCACACGUGAGCCCCCAGCUUCCACAGAGACGUUUAUUGACGCCCGGUUGCCAUGCUGUGGCCACUGACACAAUCAGAAAAGGCGUAAACAUGCAUGAAUGUCCCCCGGAAGGUGGGCCCUCUCCAGGGAGGGCAGGGGCCCUGCCUUCACAUCCCAGCCCAAUCCAGGGGACAGUUAUUUAAAUGAGUGGCCAGGAGCAUCUGCCACCUCUCAGAGAGGCAGAGACCCUGCGGUGGCCCCCCACUUAAAAGGGCAGCUGUACAGGGCUCGGUGGUGGUGUUUUUUAAUGAAGAUUCUGCAUUAAAGGAGUGGUUCUUUUUUUGUGUAUCAUUUUCAUCUUUGGAAACUUCCUCCUCCAAACCCCCCCUAAUCCGACCUCCUCCCUGGAGGGGAGGGGGCCGGGCAGCCUGGAGAGGCAGGAGAGAGGAACAGCAGCCGGGUCCUUGGGGCAGGGGCACUGUGGGAUCCCCCCUGCAGGUGCGCUCUGGAUGGGUGGUUUGCAUAUUUGUCUGCUGUAGCGAGUCAGGCAGGAGGAAGUUUGCAUAUGUGAAUAUAGAUCUCCACAGUCCCUCACAAGAAGACAGACCCACAGUCACGGAGACGCUCACGAAACAAGACAAGUAGUGCGGGGUGGGGCCUCCACCCCGUGUAAACGUGCAACACACUCGUGCGAAGGCUGCCUACUGGGCCCAGCCCUAAGGGUCCUGUGCUGGGCAGCCACUGUCCUGCUCAGGCUGAGGGCAGGGCUCCGGCUGCUGGGGGCAACUGGCUGGUCAAGGUGUGCCAGCGCUCCAGGGCUGCGUCCGGCUGCUGCAGACAGUCGCUCCAGUGCUUCCGGGCCUCUCUCCGGGCGCCUGGCCCCAGGGCCACGCCACCUGGGAGCAGUAGAGGCAGGCAAGAUCAGGGCCGGGCUCACUGCCGGGCUGCCCUCCAUCAGCACCACCCAGCAGGCUCCUCCCUCACCGAUGAAGUCGUUGGAUUUGCCAAUGUCAUAGUCCCAGACUGUGACUUCCAGAGUCUUGCUGGCCAGAGUGGAGAGCUCCAUCUCGUAGAAGAACUCCUGGGACAGGGCAAGCGACACCUUCCAUGAGGCGCAGCCCCCACUCCCAGCCCCAGCCCCGCUCGAUUUCUGGCCUCUGCCCCAUUUACCUCAUU